Huiozyma naganishii CBS 8797 is the source of this 861-nucleotide messenger RNA. RefSeq names its product GTPase-activating protein RGS2 (gene RGS2). The record is from RefSeq and is a predicted model, not a curated record. The coding region runs from base 1 to 861 and encodes 286 amino acids. The transcript has a single exon. NCBI's taxonomy places the organism in Eukaryota, Fungi, Ascomycota, Saccharomycetes, Saccharomycetales, Saccharomycetaceae.
AUGACACAGAACACUAACAAGGCAGCAAAUAUUCCCAAUCUUUACGACAUCCUCUCUCAGAGUAGAAGCGAAAGCCCGUCCAUCGUGAACGGGUCUGUGAAUAACACGUCGGUGAGCCCGUCAAGACAAAACUCUAUCGUUGGGGUCCCACCACCACCAAAGUAUGGGCCCAAUCCGUAUACACUCAGUGAAUUUGCCCACUUCCUUCAAAGGACGCAUUGUGACGAGAAUUUGGAGUUUUUCCAAAAGACGAGGAAGUUCCUGUUUAAUGACGAGUUCAGAGAGACCUACAGCAAUAACAGUCUCAGUGAUCACUCGACCUGUUCGAAAUUCGAUGUGGAGGAAUGGAACCGCUGUAUAUACGACCACUUCAUCCGCGUGGAUUCCCCCAUGGAAUGUAACUUACCACAAUAUAUCAGAGAACUGUUCGAUAAAUGCUAUACAGAGGGGAUCGCUCCGAAACAGGUACACAUCGUACAGGCUAUACAGCAUAUCUUGGGCUUACUCUUUGACGCAUACGCUAGAUUCUUGCAACAGGUGCAAGAACAGAAGGAAACGCCUCCGACUACACCCAGCACAAGCUUACAGCAGUCGAAUGAAAACAGCAACCACAAAGGGAAAAGUGGUGGAGCCAUUGCAUUGACGGACGAGAAACUGUCCACAGCCGGGUGCGAGAAGACUGUGCAUAGAACGAAACAUAUCAAUUCACCAGCAUCACGGGCGUCUCUGCCACCACGCAAUCACUACAACCACCACGACCACCACCGGUAUAAGCAGCACGAGAACGAACAGCUCUCCGUGCUGGACAAGGGGAAGAAAUUCUUCCACAAGUUCAAGCUAAAGAAAAGUCUGCCACUUUGA